This is a messenger RNA of Haliotis rufescens (red abalone), 997 nucleotides long. RefSeq lists its product as uncharacterized. Lineage: Eukaryota; Metazoa; Mollusca; Gastropoda; Lepetellida; Haliotidae. Gene Ontology annotation, molecular function: DNA binding. The transcript is spliced from 2 exons. Gene Ontology annotation, biological process: DNA integration; DNA recombination. The coding region runs from base 514 to 924 and encodes 136 amino acids. The record is from RefSeq and is a predicted model, not a curated record.
AUGGUUGUGAAAAUUCUAUGAGAACAUAGUAAACAACAAAAGUUUGAUGCCUCUAGCUACCUCAAUAAGAAAGCUGUAUGCACUUUCGAUUAAAUAAGCUUGAACCUCAUUCAAAGGUAGCACACAACCUUGCCCCUCAAAUGCCCUCCCCCAAGGAUAAUAUGUGUAGGAUCAAAACCGCGCCCGAGGUUUUGUUUGGGAAGUAUGCCCGCGGAGGAGGGAAAGGGGGGAGGGGCGAUAGGCCCGACCCCCUUUUCCGAGGCCAAGGGCAUACUUCCCAAACAAAACCGAGGGCAAGUUUUUGAUCUCACUUAUGAACUGAUCAAAUAAUAUGAAUUAGAAAUAAUUUUACUAAUUGGUAUUAACAUGACUUCAUUGAUAUUAACUGUUGAGAGCUUAACUGCAAUACGCGGGGAGUACAUCCGCGCGCUGCACGAGACGCACGUGCUUCAGGCCCGUUGUAACAAUGAGCGCACGUGGUUCAAGCCAGUCGAAUGAAUUCCACUGAAGAGGAUGGACGCAGACAACGAUAUAUUUCUGACGCAGUCAGUUUUUAAAGAAUCGGCAUCCUGUGCUGAAGAAGACAAGGAAAGUGAUGACUUUAAAUUCCGUUUAGGAGAUCCACUCUCCGAGCGUGAAAUAACCUUACAAGUUACCGUCAAAAGACUGUGCAAGACGUUCGGUAUUGAGGGCAUGAAGAUAAACCAUUCCUUGAGAGCCACGGCAGCCUCUCGACUGUAUCAAGGUGACGUUGAUGAACAAAUGAUUUGCGAAAUUACCGGACAUCGGAGCGACGCCGUUCAAAAUUACAAGAGAACUUCUGACAACCAAAAGGCAACGGUCUCUGACAUACUUAGUAUUUUGAAAAAAAUGAACUCGCCAUCACGUGAAGAAGCUGAUCCCAAAAGAGCAGAUGACCAAUGACCUGAAGACAAACUAAAUCGAACUGUGACGCUCAAUUUCAAUUUCAUCUAAUAUCAAUAAAUAGUUGAGCCAU